Messenger RNA from Clupea harengus (Atlantic herring), 3294 nucleotides. RefSeq names its product caspase recruitment domain-containing protein 14 (gene ccdc40). Gene Ontology annotation, biological process: regulation of apoptotic process. NCBI's taxonomy places the organism in Eukaryota, Metazoa, Chordata, Actinopteri, Clupeiformes, Clupeidae. The coding region runs from base 196 to 2997 and encodes 933 amino acids. The transcript has 17 exons. The record is from RefSeq and is a predicted model, not a curated record. Gene Ontology annotation, cellular component: cytoplasm. Gene Ontology annotation, molecular function: CARD domain binding.
GCACGCAUCCUCCCCUGGGCAGGCAUGGAGCAGAGAUUCUUUAACUAACACCCACACUGGCCUUCCCCUUCACUUUGACUGUGCUUCCCACGACACAUGUGUCUCCGAAACCGGCUCUGACCGCCUAAUCAGGAGCAACUUUGAACUUCGGUCGGCCGCUGGGGUCGAGGGGGGGGGUUUGGGGAAUCGGUUGCCAUGGCAGCGGCGGACCUGGAGAUGGACCCCGCGAUGAGGGAUGAGGAGGGCGAGGACCUGUGGGAGCUGAUCAACGACAACCGGCACAGUGUGUCGCUGCAGGUGCACCCGUGCAUCGUCAUCCCCUACCUGCGGCAGGCCCGGGUGAUCUCGGAGAUCGACGAGGACGAGAUCAUCAACUGCCACCAGCUCACCAACCGUUGCAUGAGAACCAGCCACAUGCUGGACCUGCUGCGUAUACGGGGCCGUAACGGGGCCGUGGCCCUGCUGGAGAGCCUGAUGAUCCACUACCCGGCCAUGUACACCCAGAUCACCGGCCGCAAGCCCAGCACCGAGCCCUCGGGAUUCAGUGGCCUGAUCAAGUACUCGGAGCUGACGGAGUACCUGGUGCGGGCGGUCACCAGCAUGCAGAAGGAGCUGGCGGAGACGCGUCAGGAGGCGGACCAGCUGCGCGAGCGCUGCGCCUGGCUGGAGGCGGCGCAGGGUGGCGCGGCGGAGCGCGCCGAGGAGCAGCGGCGGCUGCAGGAGGACAGCGGGCGUCUGCGCCAGCUCAUGGCCGGCCUGCACCGCGACCUGCUCAAGCUCAAGGACGAGAAGUGCGAGCUGUACGGCCGCUACGCCGCCGCGCUCGAGGAGAAGUCGGCCGUCGGCCUGCGCUGCCGAGAUCUCAACCUGCAGAUCUAUCAGCUCCAGUGUGAGCUGCGUAAGGCUCAGACGGAGACGGACUUCCAGCAGAGGCGCUCUCUGCGCUGUGUGUCCCCCAGCCAGAGUCAGCAGCUCAGGGAGGAGAUCUCCACGCUGCGCCGCAAGAUCAUGGAGGCCGAGACGUUCAGCCCGGCGCGGGAGGACAUCCUGGCUCAGGACCUGGAGGAGGCCCAGGACCGGCGCUCAGAGCUGGCCGAUCAGCUCACAAACUUGAGGGAGGAGAACGAGAGGCUGGCCAGAGAGGCCGAGGAGCUGUUCGAGGAGAAAGAGAACCUGUCACUGCAGGUGCAGAAGCUGAAGCUAGACUGUGAGAUGUACCAGCAGAAGAGCACCGUCUUCCAGAGUCAGCUGGGAGAGCUGCAGGCCGAGAGAGACCGGGCCUACCUGUCCAGAGAUGACGCCCAGGCCCAGAUAGCGUGCAACCUGGCCGAGAAGGACGUGCUGCGCAGUCAACUGGUGGAGCUGCAGGAGAAGGUGUUCAACCUGAGGGCCCGCAGUGCUGAGAGCGGCCCCAGAGACAAGCCACGCGCCAGGGAGUAUAGCUGGGAGAGCAGCUACCUUGGCUCCAGCAGUGAGGGCCCCCCGCCCAGCCCCCAGCCUCGCUCGCGCCUGUGUCGCAUGAACGCCAUCUGCCCCGACUUCAUGAGGAGCGAUGACCUCGAGUCAUCAGUUACAGUCGUCAUUGGUUACAGCGGUCCUUUGUCUUCCUCUGGUAGCGUGUCGCGGGCGUCGGCUCCUCCGUUCCUGAUGCGCUCGCGGCCGCAGGCGCUGCGUAUCACGGGCCGCGUCCUCACCCUCACCGUCCAGGACGGCACGCUGCUCGGCCAGAUCCAGGUCGUCGGGGGCAACAAGACGGGCGUGUUCGUGCACGGGGUCACCCAGGACUCGUCCGCCCACGCGGCGGGGGUCAGUCCCGGAGCCCAGAUCUUAGAGGUGAAGUACGAGCAGGAGAGGCAAGCCCUGCAGAUGGUGCUGGAGGACUCCACCCAGGAGGAGGCGCUGUGGGCUCUGGGCCAAGUGAAGGGGCCCUGCCAGCUCAUACUCAGGCCCAACCAGGAUGCGUACGACGGCCUUCUGCAGCAGCUGAAGAAGGGCGAGGUGACCUCGGGGGACUCCUUCUACGUGCGCGUCAACAUGUCCGUGCCGGCGGGCGUUGCCGCGGGCGCCCUCUCCAUCAAGUGCAACGACAUUCUGCACGUCACCAACACCUGCCACGGCACCAAGGGCACCUGGUGGGCCAGCCUGGUGCACCCCUGCCAGCUGCUGGACCUGAAGAGUGGUAGCGUGCCCAACUACUACAGAGCUCAGCGUUUACUGAUUCAUUCAAUAGAAGACGUGACCUUCAAGCAUAGAGCGCACAAAAAGGUGGAGCGUGUCCUGGGGAAGCAGAAGGCCGUGCGGAUCGUGAGCACCAGCCGACAGCCACGCAACCCGCUGUGGGUCAGUGUGGAGAGGGACGCCCUUGGGAAGACAGGAGAGACCGGUGAUGGCAACACCCCCCGGAGCUGCAUCACCCUUAUGCCCUAUACGCUGGUCACACCCCACUACCCGCCCGUCUGCCGUCCAGUCCUCCUCCUUCCCACAGUCCUCGGCCGUAUCCUCCACAAACGGCUGGCGGGGAUGGAGGGCUACAAGCUGUGUGAGCCUGAGACCCUGAGUGCUAGUGAGCAUGCGGUGCGAGUGCAGAAAGGGGAGGUUCUGGAGGAGUGUGGAGACCCCAGCGCCCCCCACCACUGUUACACCCUCCAGGGCGUGGACAAGGUCAUGAAGAGGGGGACUCACUGUGUCCUGCCACUGGGACUGGAUUGUGUGCGGCGUCUCCACAGAGCUGAGAUCUUCCCCAUCAUCAUCUUCAUCGCCUCCACUGAACACAAGUGCAUCAACAGACUCAAACACAUGUUGCGGCGACACAAGCUCACGGAGGCCCAGCUCCUGGAGAGCUCCCGUGCGGAGGAGCCCCUGCUGGACAAGCUGCCGUGUCUGUCCCGCAGCCUGCAGCCCGAGUGCUGGAGGGAGACGUCCCUGCUGGAGCUCAUCCAGGACACGGUGGUGGAGGAGCAGCAGAAGGUGGUCUGGGUGGAGCCCGACCUCUGGUGAUCCAGCUCGACCUCUGGUGAUCCAGCUCGACCUCUGGUGAUCCAGCCCGACCUCUGGUGAUCCAGCUCGACCUCUGGUGAUCCAGCCUGAUCUCUGGUGAUCCAGCUCGACCUCUGGUGAUCCAGCCCGACCUCUGGUGAUCCAGCCCGACCUCUGGUGAUCCAGCCCGCCACUUCCACUGGUGCUUUUGACCUGUUGCAUUCGUACAUUCACUGCACUUCAGAGUAUAUUAUAAUAAUAAUAUUAAAACAUUUUUUAUUUAGUUAUAUUUAGUUAUAUAGUUAUAUUGUACUUCUC